CUUCCAAGCCUAUAAAAUGAAGCUCAAAAAAUAGAAAAAACAACAGCAAAAUAUUCGCCAUUAUAAUUCCUUCUUCUUUUGUUCUCUGCUCGAUCUCGGGGGUUCAAUUAGGGCUUUAAAUCGCCAUUUUCGCUCCAAUCACAUGCUCUCUUCUUUCUCGGUACUUCUCAACAACACUCAAUUUCGUCGAUUUCAACUCUGCAGUCGUCACAAAACCCUAGAAUUCUUGCAAGAAAUGCUUCAGCGACGGUAAUUUUGAAUUCCUUCACAUGAAGAUUUGAAUUCGAGGCGAGUGAAUGAUGAUAUGAGUGAGCUUCUGUUGAAAUGAGCGAUGGAGGUAAAGAUAAUGGAAAAGUUUCUGAACCGCAUAACACAAGAAAACCAGCCGGAAAUGAGGAUUUUGUGCGAGCGAUUGCGAAGAUUGCUGUUGCUCAAAUUUGCGAGAAUGAAGGUUUUCAGGGUUUCCAACACUCAGCACUUGAAGCUUUAGCUGAUGUUGCUGCCCGAUUCAUGAGAGAACUUGGUAAGACUUCGAAUCUUUAUGCUCAUCAAGCUGGUAGGUUAGAGUGUAAUGUGUUUGAUGUGAUUCAAGGAUUAGAGGGUUUGGGUUCAAUUCAGGGGUUUUCGGGUGCUUCGGAUAUUCAUCAUUCGCUUGCAAAUUCAGGGACUAUUCGGGAGAUUAGUCAGUAUGUAAGUUUAGUAGAGGGAAUUCCUUUUGUGUUUUCACUUCCGAGGUUUCCCAUUUCAAGAGAGAGGAACCCUCCUUCUAGUUUUUUACAGAUUGGGAAGGAUCCUCCUGAGCAUAUUCCGGCGUGGUUGCCGGCGUUUCCUUUUCUGGAAGCUCGUGGGCAUUCGCCGGGGUCUGGAGAGAGAGAAACAAAUGCAGUUACGGCAAAUAUAGAAGAGAAGCAGGAGGUGGAAGUAGCUGGAAAGGGAGAAGUUGAUUUGAUGAAUAUACAGCAGCAACAACAACCGCAGCAAUUUACUGUUAAUAACGGGUCAGAAGCUGUUGAAACUAACCCUUUUCUCGCUCCCCCAUUUCAGUAUGGGGAGAAAGAAGUGUCUUCUAUUGAACUCCCUUGUAGGGUUUGGGAAGGUAAUCAUAUUAAUGUGAUGGAUACGUUUGCUCCAGUCUCUGAAACUGCACGAAACGAGGUUUCUGAGAUUGAGGAUACAAAUAAGCAUAUUAAGUUGGAUGGGAGGCCGAUUGUACGACUUAAGUUCAGUAGUGCUAGGAAAUCAUUGCGUACUUGUAAGAAUGUGGUUGCUCAAACAAAUGGGGAUGAGAGGCUUGCAAUUUUAUUUGAGAGGAAUGAUGAGAAUGACGAAAAGAAAAGAAGGGCUGAGCAAAUUUUGAAGGAGUCAACAGAGACACCAUUGGAUACAACUGAGUUGUAAAUUAGGUUUGUUCAUCAGACAUUGUAUACUUUUUCCUUAGGAAACUAGCAGCUAGAGCUGGUCUCAAAGAGAUAUUCUUGUUUGCUGAUGAGAUAGUUGAACUGUUAGGGAUGGCAUUCCACAAGUUGUGGAGGUAUGUAUGUGUUAGUUGUUCAUGUAAACUGUGGCCAGUGUUUAAUUCUUUUUCUGAUUGAAAUUCAUGUUCUUUUAUGAUAAUCUACUUGGAAGAUACACAUUCAUACA
This is a messenger RNA of Beta vulgaris subsp. vulgaris (sugar beet), 1641 nucleotides long. Its product is annotated as transcription initiation factor TFIID subunit 8. Gene Ontology annotation, molecular function: protein heterodimerization activity. Gene Ontology annotation, cellular component: transcription factor TFIID complex. The transcript has a single exon. Bases 325 to 1398 code for a protein of 357 amino acids. NCBI's taxonomy places the organism in Eukaryota, Viridiplantae, Streptophyta, Magnoliopsida, Caryophyllales, Amaranthaceae. The record is from RefSeq and is a predicted model, not a curated record.